Poecile atricapillus (Black-capped chickadee) is the source of this 2429-nucleotide messenger RNA. RefSeq names its product basic proline-rich protein-like. The record is from RefSeq and is a predicted model, not a curated record. Lineage: Eukaryota; Metazoa; Chordata; Aves; Passeriformes; Paridae. The annotation marks the transcript as partial. The transcript has 7 exons.
GUUCAAAGCAGAAGGAACUUCCUAGCGAAGAACAUGGAAACUCAUCAGUUGCAGAGACAAGCAGAUGGCCCAAAGAGCAGAAGAGCGAGCACGCCGAUGUGAACCGUCUACCCCGCCUGGGGGACAAGGGUACCCCUCUGAAGUUUGCCUCGUGUCCCGCCACCGGACCAGGCCUGUCGGCCGGCCCCGGCCCCAGCCCCGGCCCCGGGCGGACCCGGCCUCCCGGGGACGCCCGCCUGCCCGCCCCUGGGCUAGACCUGUUGGCCAGCCCCGGCCCCGGCCCCGGCCGCGGCCCUCGGACGGCUCUUGUGUCGGGGCGGCACACGAACGCUUCGCCGGGAUCAAAAAUUCUCGGGCCAUCGGAUUUCUUUUCCUGCCUGCGCGGCCAGACGCCUCCCAGCCGAGCCGACGGGCAGCCCGCGGCCCGCGCCCGGCCCGCCGACGCGCUCGACCGGCAACGGGGCGUCCCCACCCCGCGGGGAGCAGAGACACGGCACCAGCCAGCAAGCCGCACCUCGGGGCGGACAGCGGGAGAAUGGAAGCAGGCGGAAGCGUGCGGUGGGACGCGGCUGGAAGCCGCCGGCCCCCCGCGUCACUGGACUGGAAUCGCCGGCAGAGGCGGCGAGCGGGCGGCCGCCUGCUCAUGCCGGCUCUCCGGAGGUCCGCGGAGGUCUUUGGCCCCGGGCCCGCCUCGUGCGGGCCCGGCACGGAACCGCCCUUCGCCGCCGGCUCCCGCGGCGCACCGCCUUCUGGGCUUUUCCCCGCCCCCGGUCGGCGACGCUUGCCGGGCGGCCCCGCCCUGCGACGUCACCCUGCCUGGCACCGCCUUCCGGGCUUUCCCCGCCCCCCUGCUGGGCGACAGCUGGGGCCGACGGCGGUGGCCCCGACCCACCCACGCCCCAGGCGGCUCCCCAAGCGGCCGGCCGCUCGGCACGGCGACAACGCCUGCGGGGGCUGAGGAGCGGGCCGACGGGGCCGCCGGCGGCUUGAGGCUUUCGCUCCGACGGCGGCUUCCUUCCCGCUCGCCCCCGGCCGGCCCCACUGAAGCCUGCAGGCAGACGGCAGCCCCGCUGAUCGAGCCAGCCAAGCAGAAAGCGAGGUGGAAGCCGGGCCGCCAUCUGCUCGGACCCGGACGGGGGAGGGAGCGCCGCCGGCUUCCGAAGGCCCUCUCCUUCCCUCUCGGGGAGAAGCGAAGGCGGCGAGGGGCUCAGGCCGAUAGGGGAGAGCCGCUCGACGCAUCGCACGGCGGCCCGCCGGCUGACAGCAGGUCAAACCAGCGGCCGGCCGACAGCAGGUUUACCCAGCCGCCCGCCGACCGACAGCCGCCAGCCGCCGAAGGCCGCUCGCGUGCCGCUGGGGCUCCACCCAAGAGGCCGCCAGCCGCCGCGGGCCGCUCGCGUGCUGCUGGGCGCCACCCCAGAGGCCGCCAAGGGCUGGGCCGGAGCCGCUCGCUCUUGGCGUGGCCAAGUGCCGGCGUGCUGCUGGCGAGGACCGCCGCGCGCGCGCGUGCGCGCGCGCGCCCGCACCUGCCUCUGUCCCUGCCCAGCCCUGGCUCCCCCGCCACUCGGCCCCGGCGCCGUCUGCCACCAGGUCUACCACCGCGCUCGGUGACGGCAGCGGGUGGACUUCCCCCGCUUCCACCAGCGCCCGCGCGCCGGGGAAGGGAAGCCCGCCGCCCGCCGCCGCCGCCGCCGCCCUCGAGGCCAAGCCCCCGCCCCGCGUAUCGGGCCUGGGACCCGCGCGGAGGGAAGUCGAGGCCCCUCGCGGCCCGCGGCGGGGCCCCUCUCGGCCCGUCGCGGCACGCGGCUCCCACCCCCCAAGGAUUUGGGCUCGGCCGCGCGCUCCGGCCCCCGGACUCCGCGUAUCGGGCCUGGGACCCGCGCGGAGGAGAGCGCGAAGGCGCGGCGAGGGGGGGGGACGACCGCGCCGGCCCGGGCGCCCGCGCGCCCGCGCCGCCGGAGCCCCCUGUCGGCCCCGGGCCCGCCGCCGAGAGAGGCCUCGGUGGAGGAGGAGGAGGAGGAGGUGGACGAGAGGAGGCGUCGCGCACGCGCGCGACGCCCCUGCCCGGUCGGAGGAGGAGGAGGAGGACGGGGCUCCGACCGGUCGGCCGGGUCCGAAAGCGACAAAAGCUUGUCGCCGGGUGCCCCACGAUCGUGCGGUACGCGGCGGGGGAGAGGCGGCGCCGCAUCCGUCCGCCCCUCCGGGCCCCGACCACGAGCGGCGCUCCGCACCGGGCCCGCCCGCCGGAGCGGGCGGGCGGCCGGCUAUCGCGAGCCCACCGAGGCUCCGGCGGCGCUGCGGUGUACCGCCCCAGUCAAACUCCCCACCUGCCGCUGUCCCCGGAGCGGGUCGCGGCCGGCGCGCGCCGGCCGCUUGGCGCCAGAAGCGAGAGCCCCCCUCGGGGCUCGCCCCCCCGCCUCACCGGGUAA